AUGGUCACACAAGGAAAAUGGCAACACUCUAUUGAUUUGCAGGAUGCUCAUUUGACUCUCGCCAAGUUAUGCAUAGUCUAUCUUCUUCUCGAUGAUUUCCGGAGAGACUAUCGAUCUCGGCGCGAGGACUCAAAGGCGGAGCAUGGUUUUUUGCUUUACUCUGCAAACUAUUGGGUUUCCCACACUCAACAGGCUGGCCUCAUUGAGCUUGAUUGGGUCGAAAAGAUUGCCAAGCUUUGUGAGAUCAAUGAUGGUUCAGUUUCGUUUUGGCUCGGAUAUCAUUCUGAUAGACUGUCCUGGGAGAAGGGCAUACACGAACAACAGCCGCCUUUAUUCUGGGCAGCGCAAUGGGGUUUGGUACAGAUCGUGGCAUUUUUCCUGGACAAUCAUGAAAUGAAAAUUACUGAGGACGUUAUCAAGACUGCGGUUAGCAAUCACGAAAAUGGGAAAGCCAUUUUGGAACUUCUGCUCGGACAAAAGGGGGCGGGGUUUCAGAUCACAGACGGAGUCCUUCAAGCAGCCGCAGCUAACCGGGGAGAUGCAUCGCAUAUGAUGAAGAGCCUCCUUGCACGAGAAUCGCCUAACAAAAUUACGAAGGAAGUGAUUCGAACUGCAAUAAGGAACGCACGGUGUGGCCAGGAGGUCUUGAAGAUCCUUCUUGGCUAUCCAGAGGCGAAUACUGAGAUCACCGAUAAGAUCAUCAUGGCAGUCGCAUAUAAUCAGGAAAAUGGCAUACAUAUGCUCGAGAUGUUACUUGAUAGAUCGAGUAUCAAGAUCACUGAUGACGGACUCAAGGCGGCUGCGUCAAGUGGGCAUGCCGGGAAAAUUAUGAUGAAGCUUCUGCUUGAGAAGCGAAGCCCCGAUAUACAAUUGAUCCAUGAGCUAUUCAAGAUAGCCAUGGAAAACUCUGGAAGUGGAGAUGGUGUGAUAAAAGUUCUUCUUGACCAUCGAGGAGCGGAUAUCUUUGUCACCUCCGAAAUGAUUCAAGCCAUCGUGACAAAUGAGCAAAACGGAGCAGCUACGCUCAAGGUUCUCCUUGACGAAAGAGGAGCCAGUGUCAAAAUUACCGACGAAGUGGUGAAUAUGGCAUUGGAAAAUCGAUGUAAUGGAGUUCUCCUGAUCAAGCUUCUGCUCAAGUACAGAGGACCAGGUAUUAUCAAGGAUGAUAUGAUUCAUGCUAUCGCUGCAAGUGACCGAAGCGAAGUCGCUAUGAUCAACCUGCUUCUUGAACAGAGGCAGGACUUCAAGAUCACUGACGACUUGAUCUCAGAGGCCUUGAGAAAUGAGCGAUGCGGAGGCGCUGUUGUGAAGGUCCUCCUUGCGAAAAGAGGAGCACCUCUCCAUAUCGACGAUCAGAUAAUUCAAGCGGUCUCCGCAAAUGAGCUAGCUCGGUGUGAUCUGAUCGACAUUCUGCUCCAGCAAGGAGACGUGAUAAUCAAGUGUACUGAGAACAUUAUAAGAAUGGCCGUGGAAGAUGAAGCCAUUCAAUAUGCAGUGGAGAGACUACUUUUCGAAAGUGGAACAGAAUUGAGCUUCAGGGUAACUGAUGAAAUGCUGGAAAUGGCCAUGCCAAUUCCAACUUUGCAAGCAGAGCUGCGGGUGGCUCGAAUGGAGCAGGACAUGAAACGAUACGUUGAAUCUCGUGGCGGUUUGCCUGCGGUGGGUAUGGGAAGUAUGAGAAUUCCACGUGCUGGUCAACCUGCACACCCUGCACACCCUGAAAAUCCUCGAUAUUUUGAACUGUUUGGCGGUUUUGCCGGGUUUGGAGCUUUCGAGGAUUCUGAACGGUUUGAAUGGUUUGAAGGUUCUGACGGUUCUGAAGGUUUCGAGGAUUUCGAGGAUUCUGAAGAUGCUGAAGAAACCUGA
Messenger RNA from Penicillium subrubescens, 1866 nucleotides. RefSeq lists its product as uncharacterized. The transcript has a single exon. The record is from RefSeq and is a predicted model, not a curated record. Lineage: Eukaryota; Fungi; Ascomycota; Eurotiomycetes; Eurotiales; Aspergillaceae. The coding region runs from base 1 to 1866 and encodes 621 amino acids.